AUACAGCACAGGCGUACGUGCGUGCGUGCAGGCGGACGCGCCUGGGAGUGUUACAGCAUCAGUUGGGGAGAGAUGACAGCAUCGUGUGCCGGCUGCGCCGGAGAUGGGAGGCAUGGGAGGUGGGGUGAGGGUGAUUGCGUUUCAGGCGCGGUUGCUUUUCUGGUGCGGGUCGGUCGGGGCAUAUGAGCAUGGCAACCGCCCAAAGACAAAAAGCACAGGAAAAAGUCAUGCGCGUACCCGCGCCAGAAAGGGGGCAUGGGAGGGGGGGGGGGGAGGCCCGAGGUCCGAGGAACGACGGAACCGAGAGGCAGCAGAGUCAAGGGCGAGCGCCCACCCUGCAGCCUGCAGCCUGCAGCCUGCAGCCUGCUAGGCUCUGGCCUCUGGUCUGUCGCCAGCCAGACUCUGGUCUCCGGGCUUUUGUACUGCAAUAAGAGUGUGGUGAU
Molecule: messenger RNA, 443 nt
Organism: Cutaneotrichosporon oleaginosum
Lineage: Eukaryota; Fungi; Basidiomycota; Tremellomycetes; Trichosporonales; Trichosporonaceae
Source: RefSeq, a predicted model, not a curated record